Penicillium samsonianum is the source of this 2460-nucleotide messenger RNA. RefSeq names its product putative phosphoketolase. Lineage: Eukaryota; Fungi; Ascomycota; Eurotiomycetes; Eurotiales; Aspergillaceae. The transcript has 7 exons. The coding region runs from base 1 to 2460 and encodes 819 amino acids. Gene Ontology annotation, molecular function: aldehyde-lyase activity. Gene Ontology annotation, biological process: carbohydrate metabolic process. The record is from RefSeq and is a predicted model, not a curated record.
AUGCCUGGAGAAGUCAUAAGCGAACCAAAUCCACAACCACUGCCGUCGCAUCUGCCAGACUAUCUUGAGCAAUUGAGCGUCAAGUUGGAUCAUGAGAAACUAGAUGAAAAGGCCUGUGAUGCCUUGCUCAAGUUCCGCCGCGCGGCUUGUUACAUUGCGGCAGCUAUGAUAUUUCUGCAAGAAAAUACUCUUUUGAAGUCGGAACUCACAUUUAACCACAUUAAGCCUCGACUACUUGGUCACUGGGGAACAUGCCCGGGCUUAAUUUUGGUUUACUCUCAUUUGAACUACCUGAUCCGGACAAUGAACCUGGACAUGAUGUAUGUUGUCGGCCCAGGGCAUGGCGCACCGGCAAUCCUAGCCGCGCUAUGGCUAGAGGGCUCGCUGGAGAGAUUUUAUCCCCAAUAUUCGCGAGAUAGCAAAGGCCUGCACAAUUUGGUCUCGACUUUUAGUACAACAUCUGGCCUUCCCAGCCACAUCAACGCCGAGACCCCCGGUGCUAUCCAUGAAGGUGGAGAACUGGGAUACGCUCUAGCAGUGUCCUUUGGCGCUGUCAUGGACAACCCUGAUCUGAUAGUGCCUUGUAUCGUGGGUGACGGAGAGGCUGAAAGCGGUCCUACUGCUACGUCCUGGCAUGCAAUCAAGUAUAUUGAUCCAAAGGAGUCCGGUGCAGUUUUGCCAAUUUUGCAUUUGAAUGGAUUCAAGAUCAGCGAGCGCACUAUCUUUGGGUGCAUGGACCACAAAGAGCUUCUGGCUCUCUUCAGUGGGUACGGGUAUCAGGUUCGCUUUGUGGAGGAUAUCAGCGAUAUUGACGCGGAUUUGCACUUCUCUAUGGUCUGGGCCGUCAAGGAGAUCCAGAAGAUCCAGAAGGCUGCCCGCUCUGGGAAGCCGAUUAUGAAGCCGAGGUGGCCGAUGUUGAUUCUGCGCACUUCCAAGGGUUGGUCGGGGCCCAAACAGCUCCAUGGCAAGUUUAUUGAGGGCUCGUACCAUUCUCAUCAGGUGCCAUUGCCAAAAGCAAAGACCGACAAGGAAGAACUGGGUCUGCUGCAGAACUGGCUCUCUAGUUAUAAGCCAGAAGAGCUGUUCACUUCGAACGGUGAUGUAAUUGAAGAGAUCAAGUCUGUGAUUCCCACAGAUGACAAAAAGAAGCUUGGUCAGCGCAUUGAAGUCUACAACAGUUAUACACCACCGAAGUUGCCGGAUUGGAAGUCCUUCUGUGCGGAGAAAGGCUCCGACGCAAGCGCCAUGAAAGUGAUUGGCACCUUCAUCAAUCAAACAUUCAAGGACAACCCGACUAGCGUGCGGCUGUUCUCACCGGACGAGCUGGAAAGCAACAAACUCGAUGCAGUGUUUGAAGGCACAAACCGCAAUUUCCAAUGGGACGAGUUCGCCAACGCCCGCGGCGGUCGUGUAAUUGAAGUCCUUAGCGAACAUAUGUGUCAAGGAUUCAUGCAGGGUUAUACCUUGACCGGCCGCACUGGUAUUUUCCCAUCCUAUGAGAGCUUCCUCGGCAUCAUUCAUACGAUGAUGGUGCAGUAUUCCAAGUUCAUCAAGAUGGCAAUGGAAACAAAUUGGCACUCCGGCGUCAGUAGUAUGAACUACAUCGAAUCGAGCACCUGGACACGCCAGGAGCACAACGGCUUCUCUCACCAGAACCCAUCCUUCAUCGGCUCUGUGCUAAAACUGAAGCCCACUGCAGCUCGCGUAUACUUGCCUCCUGAUGCGAAUACUUUCCUGACAACCAUUCACCACUGUUUGAAGUCAAAGAACUACAUCAACCUGAUGGUGGGCGCAAAACAGCCAACUCCAGUGUACCUAACUCCCAAAGAGGCCGAGAGCCACUGUCGCGCAGGAGCAUCAAUCUGGAAGUUCUGCAGCACGGACGAUGGAGUUAAUCCAGAUGUCGUGCUGGCCGGUAUUGGUGUUGAGGUGAUGUUCGAAGUAAUUGCAGCAGCGGCGCUUCUGCGGAAGCUCAUACCAGAGCUUCGUGUUUGCGUUGUUAACGUGACGGACUUGAUGAUUCUUGAGAACGAGGGUGUGCAUCCGCAUGCCUUGUCCACUGAGGCAUUCGAUACACUCUUCACUCCCGAUAGGCCUAUUCACUUCAAUUACCACGGCUACCCAACUGAGCUGCAGGGCUUGCUCUUUGGACGUCCGCGUCUUGAUCGUGUCACUGUCGGGGGCUAUAUUGAAGAGGGCAGCACCACCACGCCUUUCGAUAUGAUGCUUGUCAACCGUGUAUCGCGUUUCCAUGUCGCUCAGCAGGCUAUUCGUGGUGGUGCCAUGGUAAAUGAGAAGGUCCGAGUUUAUCAGCAGGAGUUGAAUGCUCAGCUUGAGGGGAAUAUCAUCAACACGAGGAAAUAUAUUGUGGAAAAUCGCGAUGAUCCUAAGGGCAUUUAUGACACGCCACAAUUUCACAGCUUCCACAAACCGACUGAGGUAUUCUGGGAUCUUGAGUAG